AUGGAUGAGCUGGAUGCCCUCCUCGACUCGCUCAUUGAACAACGCAAGGCUCCAGAGGCGUCGUAUAUUGACAGUAACCAUGAAAAGACCCUCAAGAUCGAACAGGUACCGGGACAGGGCCAAGGGGUAUUUGCAAAGCAGUUCUUGUCUGUAAAGGACCCGAUCUGUUCAUUACCUUGUCCAACCAUGAUGGCGAUCGACUCGGAUUUUUUACACACGACGUGCUACCACUGCCUCGUCGUCAGCGAGAGUCCACUGCCCAUUCCCGGGUACGGACACGCCUCUGUCCAGCUCAAGAUCUGCAACGGCUGUCACGCCGCGCGCUUCUGCAGCAGGAGCUGUCAGGUCGACGCCUGGCACGCAUACCACAAGUACGAAUGCAAGAUCUUCAAGAAGGUGCAGAACAACCUGCCACCUGCCAUCCUCCGGGCCGUGCUGCGGGCGGUGCUCCUCAAAGACCGCGACAAGCUGCCGAGCGACGAAUGGGGCCGCAUCACACAGCUGACUUCGCAUGAGCAGAUCCUCGCUGCGCGCGGCCGGUCGAACCUGACCGACAUGGCCGAGGGGAUCAAACACCUGGCCGCGUCCAGCAUGGCGACUGAGAUGAUCCAGCGGCUGAUCUUCAUCAUGAAAUCCAACGCGACCGAGCUGCCGACCCCAAUCCAGGGCGGGAUCGGCGUCAUGCUGGAGCCUCUGGUGGCGAAAUUCAACCACAGCUGCGAACCGAACCUGGCGGUCCAUAGACCCCAACACACCAUGACGGGUGGCUGGAUGACCUCCUCGCAGCUCUCGGACGACCAGCGGCGAGCAUUCAUCCACGUCAUUCCGCUCCGAGACAUCCAACCAGACGAGGAGCUGUUCAAUUGCUACAUCGUGCCCACGGCAUCGGUGAGCGCCAGGAGAGCAAAGCUAAUGGAAGACUACUUCUUCACAUGCAAGUGCCCCAAGUGCCUCGCGGACAUCAAGGCCGCCGCCGACCUGGCCGCAGAGCAGCCGCGUCUCCCAGAGCAGUUUGACAAGUGGACCGAGUCGGUCGCGCGCCAUCUGUCGCCCGAGAAGCGCAGCCUCGAAGCCUUCCGCCGGGCCGCCACCGCCAUGGACAAAUCCGACCGCUUCCUCGACCAACCCUCAUUGUACACCACGGGCAAAUUCCCCGAAAUGGCCAUGCGACUCAUCCUCGAAGCGCUCAAGUACCGAGCCCUCGAUGAAGCGCUGAUGAACGUGCUCCGCGUGUUUUUCCUCGUCAACCCGUCGCGCUUCGUCGGUCGACACAACCCCACCCACAUAUACACCGUCUUCCUCAUGCUGGACAUCUUCGAUGUAUUGCUGGGAUUCUCGACUUCGGCGGCAAUCGCCGGCGACAAGGUCGACAAGGCGCUGCAGAACCUGUCGAGUCGGGGUUUGGGAAAGGGCGAGGUCAUGUACUGGCGUCGGAGGAUCUGCGCGGACUUGCGAACGAGGGUGGAAGCGAGCGCGUUGACGGAUCUGCUGGGUCUGGUUCAGCAGAGGGAAGAGCAGGCGGAGCAGAAGACCGCGGACCAAGAGUCCCUCGCUGGAGGGGAGGGACUAAAAGAACGUGCGGAAGAGGGAAUGAGAGCUGUCUUGAAGUUGAAUGAUCAGACAUGGCAAAGUGUCCUAAAGGAGACGGGGUGCUGA
This is a messenger RNA of Fonsecaea nubica, 1656 nucleotides long. RefSeq lists its product as hypothetical. Gene Ontology annotation, cellular component: nucleus. The transcript has a single exon. Gene Ontology annotation, molecular function: protein binding. NCBI's taxonomy places the organism in Eukaryota, Fungi, Ascomycota, Eurotiomycetes, Chaetothyriales, Herpotrichiellaceae. The record is from RefSeq and is a predicted model, not a curated record. Bases 1 to 1656 code for a protein of 551 amino acids.